Messenger RNA from Monodelphis domestica (gray short-tailed opossum), 10076 nucleotides. Lineage: Eukaryota; Metazoa; Chordata; Mammalia; Didelphimorphia; Didelphidae. The record is from RefSeq and is a predicted model, not a curated record.
GAAGGAAGGAGCAGGAGUAGGGUCAGCUAGGUGCGCAGUGGAUAGAGAGCCAGUCCUGGAGACAGGAGGUCCUGGGUUCAAAUCUGGCCUCAGAUAAUUUCCAGCUGUGUGACCCUGGACAAGUCACUUAUCCCCCAUAGCCUAGCCCUUACCACUCUUCUGCCUUGGAACCAUUACACAGUAUUGAUUCUAAGAUGGAAGGUAAGGGUUUAAAAAAAAAUCCAGGAAAGGAGUCAGCCUUUUUUCACUUACCCACAGGUAGUUCUAAGGGAAAAAUCCAAGAGCAGUCCGAGGUCCCAAGCUGGAGCUCCUUCAAGAUCAAGUGCAAGGCAAGAGACCUCAUCACAGGAAGUUCUUGGCAUUUUUAAAGACCUUUCCUUUUCGUCACUUCCUGUGACUUCCUUCCAUUUUAUGUGUACCAAUUAUAGCUAAAGCUUUGCUUAGAACUGCCCAGGGGGAAGUCAGAUUCUGAUUCAUCACCCACUAUUGCACACGUGGGUUACAGACCUCCCCCACUCAAGUGUAAGUGGAGUGUAUACACUUCUGGUGAUUAAAUCUAAAAAUGGGCAGGGGAGAGUUAAUCCCAUCUUCACAAGACUGAGGUAUAGAGAAAUGGGUUGACUUGCUCAGGAUUCCAGAGCAACAGAACCAUUUGGGUGCAGCUAGCCUGUGCCAUAGUGCACAGAAUCCUGGGCCCAGGAGUCAGGGAGACUCAUCUGGAGUUCAAAUCUGGCCUCAGAUACCUACCAGCUGUGUGGCCCUGGACGAGUCACUUAACCCUAUUUGUCUCAGUUUUCUCAUCUGUCAAAUGAACUAGAGGAAGAAACAGCAAACCACUCCAGUAUCUUUGCUAAAAAAAACCUUAAAAAUAGAUUCUGUGUGAUAAUACAUGUAUAACCCAGUGGAAUAGCUUGUCAGCUCCAGGAGGGGGGAGGAAAGAGGGAAAGGAGACCCCCUAAAUCCUGUAGCCUUGGAAAAAUAUUUUUGUGAAAUGAUAUUAAAAAAAAAAAAGAAAACCCUAAAUGGGAUCAAGAAGAGUCGGACACUUCUGAACAACUACCGAACAAUAACAGCAACAGCAGAGCCUGAGCUCCCGGAUCAGGGCUGGAAGCCUGCUGGGGAAAGAUUCCCAGGUAGGUAGCCUCACCGAGCCUCCGAGGGGAUGGGCAGGCAGUGGCAUCGAGCUCAGGUGACCAGCCAAGUGUCUGGCAGCUCCCCCGAGGGCCAGGUACCCGACACCUGUGAGCUAUGGAGAGACGACAAUAUGAGCUGCGUCCUGCCCCAUCCUGCUAAGGGAAACAGGGUGUGCUCUGUGUGCCCCGCCAGGAAACAGGCCACUUGAGCAGGCCUCUUUUGUCCAGCUGUGAGAAAGGAGCUCCUUCAGCCAGAACUGCCUGGCGUGUGAGGAGUGGGAGGGGGCCGGGGGUGAAGGACGCUAACGCUGAGCAGGGGAUCUUCCCCACCGCCUGGGGACUCCUGGGUCAGAUUGCAGCUUUCUGUGCCAUCUUUGCCCAGUUCCCUAGUUUCUCUUUGGCUGGCAGUGGUCAGAUGCGGAGGCCUGUGUCAUCUCUCUUGUGCUCUCCCCUUGGCUUGAGCGUCCCGAGCCUGCUGUCCCCUCGCUCCUAGCCCUGGAGGGGAGGCCAGAGGCUGUGGGAUUUCUGCACCGUUGAGAAAGGGGAUUUCCCUCAGACCAAGGAAGCAGAGCUAAGCCACGGCGAGGAACCUGGAUUCAUUGAGGGGGAAACUGUCCUGCUUUUGUACGGGGCUCGGGCCCUGCGGAUGGAGCUUCAAUACCUCCCAUCUUCCCAGGGAUUAGAUGGAUCUGGAGGCUUUCCAGGCUGUCGUGGUUACUCCGGCAGGCUACCACUUAAAACUAAAGAACGAAUGAAUGAGAAGUUAUUGAGGCUGGACACCCUGCUAGAGGCUGGGGAUAUACAUUCAGAACGGAGAUCCUCCCUGACGCGAUGAAGCUUUUUUGUGGUCCCGUCAUGCCAGCUAUCCGUGCGGUUUUCUUGGCAAGGACACGACAGUGGUUUGCCAUUUCCUUCCCCGUGGAUCCUUUUGUCAGGCCGUCAGAAGUGGCAUAAAAGUUAAGGUCACACAGCUAGGAAGUGUCUGAGGUUACAUCUGACCUCAGAUCUUCCUGACUCUAGGCCUAACACGCUAUCCACUGAGCUACCUAGCCAUCCCAGGCAUACCGAAGUUAAGUGGCUUGUCCUUGGUCACCCAGCCAGGACGUGCCUGAGGCUGGAUUUGAACUCGGGGCUUCCUGACUCUAGGCCCAGUGCUCUUACCCACCUGCCUCUUACAACGCUUACAUUUUAAUAACGUAUUGACUUCAAUGGGAGGAGGGGAAACUUGGUUUGCAAAGCCUGGGAAGGGUGAGUGGGGCCGUGGGAAAGUCUAAGGAGCCCCGGCUGCCCUGGUCAGAUCUCAUUCCAGAGUAUUGUGCUCUGUUUGGGGUACCGUUUUUUAGGAAGGACAUUAAUAAAUUGAAGUGUGGCCCUACUAGAAUAACCCAAUCAAAGAGCCCUUCCCGUGCAAAAGUCCCUUUAAGGAACUGGAAAGUUUAAAGACGAGAACAUGGGGCAUGAGGGCAGGAUGAGAGCCAUCUAAGUAUUUGAAGGACUGCCAUAGGAAAGAGUUAUCGGACUUAUUCUGCUUGACCCCAGAGAGCUGAAUUCAAGCCAUGAAUGAAAGUUGUAGAGAGGCAGGUUUUAGUUCAGUCUAAGGAAAAAUGGGAAUCGCAGGAUCAUUAAUUUUUUUUUAAACCUUUACCUCCUAUCUUAAAAACGUAACUAUCAGCUCCAGGGCAGAAGAGCAGGAAGGGCUGAGAGUUAAGUGACUUGCCCAGGGUCACUCAGCUAGGAAGUGUCUGAGGCCAAAUUUGAACCCAGGAUCUCCCAUCUCUAAGCCUGGCUCCCUAUCCAAUGAGCCACCCAGCUGCCCCCAGUAAAUUGUAACUUCUUAACAAAAUCCCAAGGCAGAAUUGUUGGCGUUGGAAGCCUUCUCUAAAAGAGUUCAGUUUGUUGAAGAUGUUAUAGUGUGGAAUAAAAGAUUAGGCUAGAGCACUGUUUUCCAACUCAAAUAGCAACAGUCCAGUGGCCUGUCUGUUGAGUUAGAAAACCACAAAUUAUCUGUGUUAUAUUUUAUUCUUAUUUAUUGUGUUCAACAUUUUCCAUUUGCAUUUUAAUCUGGUUCUGUUGUACUCCAGAGUUUUGCUGGCCUGUGGGCCUCCCUCUCUCCGUCUCUACCAAAUACCUUUUCCUUUCCCUUCAGGCCAGCUGGAUUCCUUAACCUUUCUUUUCAAAAGUCACAGACUUCACCACCCAUUUUAGCUAGCCCCUUCUCUGCCCUAGGUCCCCCUACCCUACCUCAGGUUUCUCCCCCCCUUUUUAAAGAUAAUCCUUACCUUCUGUCUUGGAAUCAAUUCUGUGUAUUGGUUCCUAGGUAGAAGAGCAGUAAGGGAUAGGCAAUGGGGAUUAAGUGACUUGCCCAGGGUCACACAGCUGGGAAGUGUCUGAGGUCAGAUUUGAACCCAGGACCUCCUGUCUCUAGGCCUGACUCUCCAUCCACUGAGCCACCCAGCUGUUCCCUGCCCCAGUCCCUUUUAUGCCCUAAGCAGACAGGCAUUCUUCGGCUUCAUCCCUUUAAGGCUGGAGUGGACCUAGCUUUCAGUCAGAGAAGAGACAAGUAGCCGAUGAGGAACAGGAGGGGAAGAGACCCACCACCCCAGGAAGGGCAGGGCUGAGCAAGAAGAGGCCGGGAGAAGGAGGCUGUGGUCCUGCCUCUGCUGCCUUUGAGGCCUGGGCAGAAUCGGGUGUCUGGGCUCUGUCCUUCCACGUAUGCAUCCCCCAUCUGGAAGAGUCACGGGCCCUGGGGCUCUCUACCUACAAGGAUGGCUCUUUCCUGGCCUGUCUCUGCCCCCCCCCCAGCCUGCUGCGCCCCGGCCUGGCCCUGCUGGCAUGGCUUGCGUGUGUGCAUGCCCACCACAGUCCCCGCGGGUCCUCAGUGCCGUGCGCCCGUCCAUCGCUGCGUGCACGUCGCUGCCCCGCCGUGUGCCGCCUCCGUGACGCCUGUGUCUGUGUCUCUCUACAUGCGUGUUAGUAGUGUCCGUCUGUCUUGUCUCCCCCUUUAGACGGAAAGCACAGUGCCCCGUGCCACCGGGCUCUCAGUGGAUAUGGCCGAUGUGACGCCGCGGCACCCAUCCCGCCCCUCACCAGGACCCGCAGCCUCAUGGCCAUGUCCCUGCCUGGGAGCCGAAGGCCCUCCACGGGAUCUCGCAGCCGGGGGCUGUAUGGACGAAAUGGGCUGGCCGUGUUCUCUCAAUGUUCACCAUCCUCUGACACCCAGCUUGGGCCUCCACCUCUUCUUCCUGCCUCCAGGCGUACCUCACCCCCCGUGAGCAUGCGGGAUACCUAUGGUACCUCCUCACUCAGCAGCAGCAGCAACUCUGGCUCCUAUAAGGGCAGUGACAGCAGCCCCACGCCAAGACGCUCGAUGAAGUACACCUUGUGCAGUGAUAAUCAUGGCAUCAAGCCCCCAACUCCAGAGCAGUACCUGACGCCCCUGCAGCAAAAGGAAGUCUGCAUCCGGCACCUGAGGGCUCGGCUGAAAGACACACAGGAUCGUCUCCAAGACAGGGAUUCGGAGAUUGACGACCUGAAGAGCCAACUGUCUCGGAUGCAAGAGGACUGGAUCGAGGAGGAAUGCCACCGGGUGGAGGCGCAGCUGGCUCUCAAGGAGGCCCGCAAGGAGAUCCGGCAGCUCAAGCAGGUGAUCGACACGGUCAAGAAUAACCUCAUAGACAAAGACAAGGGGCUGCAGAAGUACUUUGUGGACAUCAACAUCCAGAACAAGAAGCUGGAGACCUUGUUGCACAGCAUGGAGGUGGCCCAGAACGGGACGGUGAAGGAGGACGGGGCGGGCGGCUCCUCGGGGGGCUCUCCUGCGCGCUCCCUGACCCGAAGCUCCACCUACACCAAGCUGAGCGACCAGGCCCCCGGCGACCGCAACCCCGGAGACCUGCAGAGUGCGUCUACGGAAGAGGUGGGUGACAGCGGCUUCGCGGUGGCGGAUGACACGCUGAGCCGGACGGAACUGUUGGAGGCGAGCAGCCUGCUCUCCUCCGGGGUGGACUGUGGCCCGGAUGAAGCCUCUCUCCAGAGCUCCUUCACCUUGGGCUCCCGCCUCCCAACCAGCUCCACCUAUGAGAAGCUGCUGGGGGGCAGCGGGGGCGGAGGGGUGGAGGCGGGUGUGCAGGCCAGCUGCAUGCAAGAGCGGGCCAUUCAGACGGACUUUGUGCAUUACCAGCCCGACCUAGACACUAUCCUGGAGAAAGUAAUGAAGGCCCAGACCUGCGGGCUGGCCAGCCCCGGUCCUAGCCCUGCCUGGGCCCCCGGGCCGGACACGGAGGAUGGAGGGGCUGGCGUAGAGAUGCCCUCAGGCUUCCAGGGGCCCAUGGACCUGAUACCAGCGGACCCUAAUUCGGCCGUGGUGGUGACGGUAGGAGAGGAGCCAGCGGCGGCCCCAGUGACCCACGGCCCUUCCCCGCACGUGCCCAGCCUGAACCCGUCAGUGAGCAUCGCCUGCCCUGUGGAUGAAGAGGCCGGCGAGGUCGCGGCGGAGCCCAAAAGCUAUUGGAGCCGCCACUUCAUUGUGGAUCUGCUUGCGGUGGUGGUCCCGGCGGUGCCAACAGUGGCCUGGCUGUGCCGCUCCCAGCGGCGCCAAGGCCAGCCCAUAUACAAUAUAAGCUCCCUGCUUCGGGGAUGCUGCACCGUGGCCUUGCACUCCAUCCGCAAGAUUAGCUGCCGAUCUGUGGGCACUUCCGGGCCUGUAGGCACCGGGGGCAGCUCCCAGCUGUGACUAGCAACCCGCUCCUGAGAACCAGUCACCGCUUGGUCUGACCACUGAUUGUAGGUCUCUCUCCCUCUCUCUCCCUCACACACACACUCACACUCACACGUGCACGGAGUGUCAUCUUAAUUUAUUUAGCUUUUCCAAAACAUGGAGGCCAUAUUCUGGUGGCCUAGGAUAGCCUGGGAUGGCCUCAGACUCGCUGCCCUGGGAAGGGGGGAUUCUAUGGCACAGGAUUAGAGCGGAACAGGAUAGAUCUGAUGGAAGUGGGGAUUAUUGCCAGCUUCCAUAUGGGGAAGGAAGAGUCCCACUGAAGGGGGAGGGCAGAGGACCUUGACUUCCACUCACCUUUUCAAAUGCCAUCCCAACUUCUGUCCAGCUGACAUUUCCCCCAGGCAGUUCUGCAUUUUACUUUGUUGAGUAAGCUGGCUGGUCCUCAAUAUUCAUGGGGCUACCUUCUUAGUCCUUUCUCCCUUGACCGAAAGGUCAGUAUUAUUGCUUCCACUAGUAAAAUGACUUGCCCAAGGUCACAGGGCAUUAGGAUCAAAAUCUCUUGGGAAUGAAAACACCUGGCUCUUAGCUCCUUGCCUUCAUGGGCAACCCAGGCUGGUUCUGGGAGGUGAUAGGGGGAAAGGGGUAAUGACUGAAACUGCCCUAACAUUUCUUUGCUUGUGGUCACUGGGUGGUGGGUUAGGGCCAGGGAAAGAGAAAGAAGAAAAAUAAAUGGAGGAGAGUCAAAAGAAGGAGAUGUGGAGCCUUUGCUGACUUUCCCUGCUGUGCCCCCUCCCCACUGAGUGGUUGGAUGGCUUGAUGAACCUGUUCUCAUCCAGGAGGAUAGAAGGGGGCUCCUGCAGGGCCUCUGUCACCAUGGGAACAAACUCUCUCUCCAUCUAACUAACUGCCUGAUUCCCUUUCUACCUUGCCCCAUUGCUUCUGUAAGUUAGAGCUGCCAGGGUCCGAAUUGUCCCUCUAGGUGUGCAGCUGCUCUUGGAAGGUCCAGGAGACACCCUGCAUCUCACAGACUGUACUGGAAGUGGGGGGGGGGUCUCUGCAAGAACUGAGAAAGCCAAUGGUACUCCCAAACCAUUUUGAAAUCACUUUGCACUAUGUCCCUUUUAUAAUAACAAUAUUUUCUCAGAGGAGGUGGUUGGGUAAAGUUCUACCCAGAUGCCAGGCCCAUGGAUGGGGGGAGUGAGAGAGGGAGAGAGGGAUGGGCUUCUCUUGGAGAGGAAGGACUUGCUAUUAGCCAGCACUCCUCUCAGGAAGUUGGGGAUGUUUAUGUCCUGGGGUGACCAAAUGCCAAUAGACUUAAGUGUCUGGCUCUGAGGGACAGAGCAGGGAAGAAAUGGAAAGAAGGGCCCCAACUCAUGCCUUUACGCCUCAGGCUGAAAAUUCCUCAGUGCAAUAAGCCAGGGGCUAGGAUAAAGAAGCCAUGUUUUACCAGCCAGCCCUGCACAGGAAGUGUGUGACUAGAGAAUUUGCCGGGGAAGCAGGGGAUGGAAUGAGCACACAUGUUUAUUAGCCUGCUGCCUCUCCCUCCCUUAUGGUCACACACAUGUACACACAUGUAUCCAUGCAUACAAACACACACACGUUCUAGUGGGGACCAGAGUCACCAAUACCUCUCCAUCUUCAAGCACCAGCUCCUUCAGUGAAGUAGCUGACAUUGUUUUUCUUUUAAAAACAAUCCACUCGUGUUCAGUCUCGUAAUUGAUUUUGUCUUCCAGUCUGGAACACUCGGGACACCUCUGGGGUGUUAGGAAGGGUCCCCUGGAUGUUCCAUUCUCUAUAGGCCUGGAAUUUUCUUUUUUUAAGAUCUGAAACCUAGUCUUUGAGGACCGGGUCUCUCGCACACAGCUUGGGCUGUUUGGCAGCUUGACCCUGUUUACCACCUUUGCUUGUACUGGCUCCUCACAUGCCCGUUCCAUGUCCUAUCUCCUCAGACUGGGCAACUUCCUUCCGCAUGUACAGAGGGAUCCGUUCCACUUUCCCCGGCUUAGCCAUGUGCCUCCCCAAUCCACAGCAGCAGGCGGGUAUUUCUACCCAUCAGUCCUCUCCAGUGGACCCCUCUGCAGAGGCCCCAAACUAGGAGCUAGCCUCCCCUGGGAUGUGGCAGGAGGGAGACCUCCCUUUGGACACUGGGAUGGGAUGUGUCUGGAACUUGGUGAGGGGACUGUUGAAACCUGAUCAAAAGUAAAAAGGCCACUCGUUCUAGGACCUAAGCCUCAUGUGCAAUGUAUUUGUGGAUCUGUGUAAGCAUUUCAUUAGACUAUCCAAAGCUUUGCUGAGAAAAUAAAUGUAUGAUUAUAUUUGAAAAGAGAAAAUUUAUAUAUUUUUCAAACCCAGAACUUAAUUGAGCUGUAAGGGCUCUGCUACUGUCUCUUGCUAUCCUAGAGUUCCCUUGCCUUGUCCACAGGCCACUGUAGUAAAUGAUGAGGAUCCAGCUGGCCCCUCACUGCCAAAUCAACCCCAUUCAUUCCUCACUCUAGGCCUGGAGGGACCCAGCCUCCGGUGUUCCCUUUGCGUGGUUGUGCCCUGGGUCUGGGGAUGAGCCUGUCCUGUGGAUGUCACAGCCCAGCUUGGGCAGAUCCAGGUUUAUGGGAACCUUUUGUGGAAGCCCAUGGAGAUUCCCAUGACCCGAAUUUUGGCUUUCAAGCCAGGGAGAUUCCACAGGAAAGCUGUGAUGGUUUGGGUUUCGGAAGGUUUUGGCAGGGCAUCUCCCUGACCUCGAGGGAGCUGCAUCUUGUGUUAAAGACAACGCUGGGGCCACCAUGUACGUAGCAGGCAGGUGGCUGACAGAGGGUGUUAGAGAAGGCAGGAAGGGGGGCAGCCUCUUUAAAGUGGACAUUUGUGCUGGGCGUCCAGAUGGGGCUGGGCUUUAUGCCUAUAAAGCCAGAAGCUGCUGACUCCAUCUGUCCGACCGUCUCAGCUUCCCGGGGAGGUAGCUGAGGGACUCAGCCCCAGGCCCAUAAAGGAUGAUAAUGGACUGAAUUUGUCAGGGUCUGUGGGACCCUGUGCUAGCUCUGUGGGAGGCAGGGAACCCUUCCCCCAAUACGUCCACACCUGCUUGUUUGCUAUGUGCCUAUGUGUUUGUGAGGUGUAAUCUAAGACUAUGCAAAGAGUUCAGUGCUGUCUGCCCUGGGCUGGGAACAGGGCAAAGAGAGCUUCCUCAUUGGUGCCGCCCACCGGCUCAGUGCAGGUGGAUCCGUGACUGUUGCAGGCCCCAGACUUCAGCUGGAGCCUCCUGUUCUGUCUAUGCAAGGGGCGCUGAGGGGCCUAGAAGGCAGCCCCACUUUCCAGGGGGAUGGCAGGACUGGAGCUCCAGUGGCUCCCGGCCUGCCCCCCACCCCAGGUACUCUCGGUUGGUGUUAAGCUCUCUUCCCACAAAUUUGCUUCUCCUGCUAUAAACUUGUAGAUGUUGCUCGUGGGUCGAGCCCUGAAAGAUGAGUUUCCAGGCUUGCUGAGUGACUUCAAAGAAGGCUCACCCCGGCUUAGGCAGAGAACAGAAGAACCUUCCCACCCCUCCUUUUCUCCAAGCUCAGGAUCUUCUCUUUCAUCCCCACCCUCAAACCCCCUUUGGCUCCCCAGUUAGUUGCCUCCAGUGGGCAGUCUGUGCCUCAGGAGCCAGACUUGGUUCUAGCAGGAAUGGCCACAGCUCACCUGUGAUCAUCCGUCCAGGCCCAGGUGGCUGUCUUCAGUCUCAUCUCCACCACUACCCAAACCGUGUAGCUUAGAGCCUCCCGCCAUCUCGAUGCAUAUCUGUGAUGGGUUGCUUUGCCUGCAAAGAUCUUGGGCCUCAAGAGUGGAACUUAAGACCAUGUCUCCUAAGGGGAUUCCAUAAAAUGCUCGUCUCCUACCACAUACCGGGGCAUCCUAUCCCACUGGCCAGAGGCUGUGAACUGGCUUUCUCUGCAACAACUCCCUGGCAGUGGCCCCCUUUCCCACCCCGGGAAGGAAGUCAGAGUUGUGGGACACAAGAAUUCCUGUAAGGUAAACUAAUGUCACUUCUAAGUACAAGGGCUAUGCCGGUUUCAGGAAAAAAACAAACAAACAAAAAGGCGGAAUCGGGGAGGGAGGUGUAGGGGGAAGCUGGGUGGGGAUAGGAAGCCAAGUGGCUAAUAUGAGGUCUCUCUUGUCUCGUCUCCUUUAUCUCUGGUCUUUCAUUCACAUGGAUGGAACUGCACUUCUGUGGUUCUGUAUUAAAGCAAGCAUGAAAGCCA